AUGGAGUUUGAGGUGGGUGAUAAGAUAUUUCUAAGAGUAGCAUCUAUGAAAGAAGUUCUGAGGUUUGGAAAGAGGGAAAAAUUAAGUCCACGUUUUAUUAGGCCUUUUGAGAUCUCGGAUCGAAUUGGCCCUGUGGCUUAUCGAUUAGCAUUGCCAUCAUUUUUCUCUGCAGUUUAUAAUGUUUUCCAUGUCUCCAUGUUAAGGAAGUAUAUAGUAGACCCGUCUCAUGUGGUACAUUAUGAGCCAUUUCAACUGAAUGAGAACUUGAGUUAUAAGGAGAAACCUAUCCAAAUCCUAGCUAGAGAAGUGAAAACUCUGCGUAAUCAUGGGACAACACUAGUAAAAGUUUUAUGGCAGAAUCAUCAGUUUGAGGAAGCAACUUGGGAAUGGGAGGAUGAGAUGAGGAUGCAGUACCCAUAG
This is a messenger RNA of Benincasa hispida (wax gourd), 420 nucleotides long. RefSeq lists its product as uncharacterized. Lineage: Eukaryota; Viridiplantae; Streptophyta; Magnoliopsida; Cucurbitales; Cucurbitaceae. The record is from RefSeq and is a predicted model, not a curated record.